Messenger RNA from Xiphias gladius (swordfish), 490 nucleotides. It is a transcript of the gene uqcrq, whose product is annotated as cytochrome b-c1 complex subunit 8. NCBI's taxonomy places the organism in Eukaryota, Metazoa, Chordata, Actinopteri, Istiophoriformes, Xiphiidae. Gene Ontology annotation, biological process: mitochondrial electron transport, ubiquinol to cytochrome c. The transcript has 3 exons. The record is from RefSeq and is a predicted model, not a curated record. The coding region runs from base 150 to 398 and encodes 82 amino acids.
UAAGCGUAAUCUGGCCACACUCCAGUCCGCCAGGUGGCGGUAAUACCCUCGGUGUGCGCAGACAACCGACGCUUGGAUAAAAAGGAAGGACACCGGGACUUCAUUAGGAAACACUGCUGAGAAGCAGCACGAUCAGCUCUCUGGUGAACAUGGGCCGCCACUUUGGAGACUUGGCCAAGAUCAGGCAUGUAAUCACAUACAGUCUGUCCCCAUUUGAACAGAGGGCUUUCCCCAACUACUUCUCCAAGGGAAUCCCCAAUGCGUGGAGACGGUUCACAUCUUCUUUCUUCAAAGUUGCCCCCCCAAUGAUCCUCAUGUACCUGACAUACAGCUGGGGCAACAGUGUCCAUCAGCAGGGCAAGAGGAAGAAUCUUGCUGACUUUGAGAAUGACGAGUGAUCUCCUGUCACCUUUCUGAGAGCUGCCCUAUGUUGUUAAUUCCAAUUCUGUAUGUUUAACCAAUAAAGAUGAAAAAUAUUUAAGUGAAAUCA